CGCAUUAUCAAGAGUGUCACUUCUGUCAUAUUUUAUCUAUUAUUAUUAUUGCAUUUCAUGUGUAAUAUUUUCUUGCAGGAACCUUGUGAUUAACGUAGGCAGACACCACAUUCCUUUUGCACUCUUCCCUAUAACUUCUAAGUAAUUGCUUUCAGCAGCUCCUUCCUCGUCUCCACCUCUUACUCUAUAUUCUGCUUUAUCCCCCUCAUUACCCACCCCUCAUCACUAUGGCCAGCGGCACACGCUCGAAAGCGGACUCUGACAUGAAGCAGAAAUUAGCUGAAUUGAAGGAUUUCGCAGCCACCAUAUUUGACGAUGAGGCAGAACGGAAAGAAUAUGUGAGAGCACAAUUUGAGGCGCUCAGAAGAAAGGAAGACGAAAAGGAAGAAAAAAGAGUGGAAGACGAAAAGGAAGAAAAAAGAAAGGAGAAGGAAGACGAAAAAGAAGAAAGAAGAUUAGCAAGGGAGCAUGAAAUAGCUAUGGAAAGGGAGAGAAGGGAAACAGACACAGCUAAAGAAAGAGAAAGAAAGGAAGCUGAAAUAGCUAUUACCAGAGAAAGAGAAAGAAAGGAAGCUGAAAUAGCUAUCGCUAAAGAAGUCACAGAGCGAGAAAGAGAGCAACAAAUUACAGCGAGAGAAAAGAUAGCCGCGGACAAAGAGAACGAGGCCGCCCGCCAGGCUUCUUCCGAGUCUCGCCCGGCUAGCCCAGCAUCCUUUCAAAGUUCUUUGAACGGUCUACCCCACAUGCCAAUGGAGCACUUCGACGACAAGACAGAGAACAUCGAAGUUUAUCUUGUCCGUUUUGAGGAAGUAGCACGCUUUUACAGUCUGCCAGAGGAGAAAUGGUGCUUCCGGCUAUCCCAAUGCCUCCGAGGCAAAGCCUACGAAGUUUACUCCAAACUUCCCUCCGGCCAGCGAGAGGACUACACAGCCCUCAAACAGGCGCUACUCGUCCAGUUUGAGUUGACCGCCGAGGCCUACCACAAAAAGUUCAGAAGUUCCCGCCUCGAACGCAGAGAGACCUACGGCAACCUCUGCGAAAGGCUGGACAAGUACCUUGUCAGGUGGCACGCCCUCAGCCAAUUGCCAGAGACUUUUGAUGGCCUAGCGUGCCUCAUACUCUCGGAGCAGCUGUUGGAAUGCAUGUCCCCAGAGGUCAGAGUUUAUGUCAGGGAGCAACAAGCGACCGCGCCCGCUGACAUAGCUUCCGCCGCUGACCGGUACUUGAACGCCCGUAAGGACUUAAAAGGUAAAGCAACCGCGACAGACCAGCAAACGGACCAACCUCCUUCUCCUGCUCAGCCCGACCUUGCUCCCAAAACUCCCCAGCAUAACCAGGCACCAGGCCGACAAUCAGCCCCAAACAACCACAAUAACCGCCCCAACCACCAGUCUCGCUAUAACCAGGCUAACUACUCUCAGCGUGACUCACGUCAUAGCGCGCGUGACAGUAGACCUACUCCACAACGGCAGCAGCAGGCCCCACGGACCCUAUCCACGGUGACACCAGUCUCUCAACCCUCCGCGAUCGAUCUUUCUGAUCAACCGGAGGAGGACACAUACUUCGUCUCCACGAUGGCCGUGGCUCCUCAACCCACUGCCAUUGAACUCGGCCAACCAGAACUCCCACCCGUGCUACCUCACCCCGCCUCUUCUCCUCCGGGAGUAGAGAACAUUCUGGCCAACGGUGUUGAAGUCUUGGGCCUUUACGACUCAGGCUGUUCGUUCGGCGCGGUUAUAAAUAGAACGCUGAUUGACCCAUCGGAUCUCACUGGUGGAACAGUGACGAUCCAGUCCAUAGACCGUGGCACUCCUCCGCAGGUUCUACCUAUCGCGAGGGUACACGUGGAGUGCAGAUACGUACAUGGCACCAUUGACGCCGCCGUCAUGGACGCGCCGGUGUACGAUUUCAUUCUAGGCUCCAAAUAUGUCCCUCUUGGAGUAGUCAUCAAGCCACACUUCUCUCUGCCCGUCGGUAGAUCGACGAAGCAGAAACGUGGCAGCAACCAGCUGGUUGGAAGCCCUGGUCACCACGCUAACACGCUCAGUCCCGACUCAUCAGCAAAGCUCAAACCAUUCUGCCCUGGCAUUGACACUGCUAGAAAGUCACGAGUUAAAGUGUGCCCGCGCACUCGUGAGGGUCUACUUGACCCAGGCUACUCAGCCAAAACUAAGCAACAUUCCUCUGACAUUGACAGUGUCAGAAUGCCCCGAGGUGAGAUUAACCCUUGCUCUCGUGGACUCACUCCUCUCCAUGGCUCAUCAGCCACUACUCCGAAUCAACCUCUCCCUGGCAUUGAUAGUGUCAGGAAGUCACGAGGUAAGCCGAACCCUCGCGCCCGUGAAAACACUUCUCCCUAUGGCUCCUCAGCCACUAUUCCAAAUCAACCUACCCCUGGCAUUGAUAGUGUCAGGAAGUCACGAGAUAAGCCGAACCCUCGCGCUCGUGAAAACACUUCUCACCAUGGCUCCUCAGCCACCAUUCAAUAUCGACCUUCCCCUGGCAUUGACCAUGUCAGGAAGCCACGACGUAAGCCAAAUUAUAGCACUCGUGGGGACGUUCUCAGGCAGAACUCCACAUUCUUUAUCAGGCCACUCUUCCCUGACAUUGAUCAUGUCAGACGAUACCGAGGUAAGCUGACUACUUACUCUCGUGAAGAAGCACCUCACAGCGGCUUCGGAGGUAAGCCCCAACGAGCACACGUGCCUUGGGCACCCCGCCUAAGCCCCAAUCACCCUCCCCAAUCCGCCCCAGGAAGGAAUUAUUACUCACCCAAUCGCCCAAUCUACUCUCCCAAGCAACCCCAUAUGUUUCACUCAGGUGACUACAUACACAGGGACGGGAAGUAGACCACGGACAGACUUGGACAGACUCUCCUCCUGGCAUGGCUAUCACUUUAUUUUUCCAGAUUUUUUUUUCUAAUGCUGUGAUAACAACUGAUCUUAAAGUUAGAGUGACAUCAGUCUGCUCGCACUUUAUGGAUCUUUCUGCGAUAGAUCCAUCUUGGCGGCGGCGUAUGUGACAAGUCAAAAACUCGCUGUCAGAGUCACUCUAAAUUAUCACAGCAUUAAUUAUUAUUUUUCAUCAUUUAUUUAUUUUAUUUUAAUUAUUUCCCCGUCCUAACCCCAAUUUCUUCACCCGCGCCACCUUUUCCUCUCCAGGCUAGACUUAGUUGACCACAUUGGAGAUAGCUAAGGCGCGUUCUUUCAUUUAUCUGCCCUUGAUCGGGGAAAGGUAAACACACAAUCUCUUUUGUCUUGCCCGCCGGAUGUCUGAAGGACGGUCGCGGUUGACACCACCUUGGUUUGAAUACAAGCUAAUCCUCCCCCCCCCCCUUCUCUCACGUCUCUCUUUGAUCUAAGAGAUUACCCUGGUCAACAUACCGCGUGAUACACCAAGGUGCGUCGCUUGUCGGACUCCACCCACGUGUAAGCUAAUUCUUAGCCUAGGACGUUUCCUGUGUCCGCCCACAUUCCCCAGGCCUGUAUAUAAGUAGAUUUAAAUCGGGCCAGACCCUCUUUCAUUCUCAUACGAGCUAUCGAGUCUGGACUACUUCGCACAUUCUUUCUCCUAGAGGAAUACCUGGUGCCUCCCUCAGGUGUCUGCCUAUUUAUGUGCUGAGUGCUAUCCAGCACUGCACUGUCCUACUGAGACCUGCCUACUUAUUUG
Messenger RNA from Biomphalaria glabrata, 3669 nucleotides. RefSeq lists its product as uncharacterized. Bases 228 to 2849 code for a protein of 873 amino acids. NCBI's taxonomy places the organism in Eukaryota, Metazoa, Mollusca, Gastropoda, Planorbidae. The transcript is spliced from 2 exons. The record is from RefSeq and is a predicted model, not a curated record.